Messenger RNA from Dunckerocampus dactyliophorus (ringed pipefish), 2564 nucleotides. Its product is annotated as tripartite motif-containing protein 12A-like. Bases 432 to 1775 code for a protein of 447 amino acids. Gene Ontology annotation, molecular function: ubiquitin-protein transferase activity; zinc ion binding. The record is from RefSeq and is a predicted model, not a curated record. Gene Ontology annotation, biological process: protein ubiquitination. NCBI's taxonomy places the organism in Eukaryota, Metazoa, Chordata, Actinopteri, Syngnathiformes, Syngnathidae. The transcript has a single exon.
CCCACAACCUAAAGUAGGAUUUGACUUUUGGCCCCCUGUAUGAUUGCGUUUGACACCCCUGUUCUAAGUCCUCUUAACUCACAGAUUGCUCUUUAAAAGAGAGUACAUGCAUAGAAACACUUGGAAAGGAUCAAGGCGGGGCCGGAAGGAACGCUCUUACCGACUAAGCAGAACCAUAACGUGGCCCUUCCUGUUUCAAAUGUGAAUCAUAAAUUCCUGCCUGUACUUCAGCACAGCACUUGCGUCCUGAAGAGAGGAAGCAGGUCUUCUGGUCUUAGGGCGGUAAGUUGGACGCUGGUACAAGAGUGCUUUCCAACUGGACUUCAACGCUCCCUUCACCUGCUGAUUUUAUGCUGGCACCUGGUUGAUGAUAUUUAUCCUUUUAUACAACUGGUGGUGAGAGGACUUGGCUGUCUUUGACGUCAAGGCAGAUGCGCUCGAGAAGUUGCUUCUCCAAAGAACUUGUCUUCAGAGGAAACAUGACUUUCUCUGAGGAUCUCCAAUGUCCUGCCUGCUUCAACAUCUUUGAAGAUCCUGUCAUGCUGCCGUGCAGCCACAGCUUCUGUCGCUUGUGUGUGGAGAAAUGGUGGAAGGGGAAAGACGUCCAUUCAUGUCCAGUCUGUAGGGUGGAGUACAGAUCCAAGAAAGUAACUCCAAACUUGGUUCUGAGGAACAUGUGUGAAGCUUUUCUUUUGGAAUCCGAGGCCAGGUGCAGGUUGCACGAUGACAAACUGAAACUCUUCUGUUUGGACCAUCAGCAGCCUGUGUGCCUCGUCUGCAGAGAUGCAAAAAUCCAUGCUAACCACAAGUUCUCUCCUAUCGGUGAAGUUGCAAAGGAUCACAGAGAGGAUCUCCAGAAAGACCUGCAGGCCAUGCCGAUAACGCUGGAAGAGUUAAGUAAGUGUAAAGACACCUUCAUUAAACAAGCUGAGAACUUCAAGCUACAGAGGUUCCUGACUGAGAGUGAGAUUAAGAUAAAGUUUAUGGAGCUUCACAACGUUCUGCAGGAAGAGGAGGAGGCCAGGUUGUCUGCUGUGAGAGAGGAAAAGCAGCAAAAGAGUCAGAUCAUCAAAGAGAAACUUGUGGAACUCAGCAGAGACAUUGAAGCUCUCUCAGACGUGAUCAAGAGCACAGAGAAGCAGCUGGCAGCUGACGACAUUUCCUUCAUGAACAACUACAAGGACGUGAAGACCAGAGUCCAGCAGCUGCCUGAGGAGUCCAAGCUGCUCCCAGGACCUCUGCUGGACAUGGACAAACAUCUGGACAAGCUCAAGUUCACCGUGUGGGGAAAACUUAAGGAGAUGCUCUUCCCCAGUCCGGCCCUACUCAACAUCAAUCCAGUACUCAAUCAGAAGAUAAGCAGAGGAUGGCAUCCUCUCAACUUAAACAAGUGGUUUGCUGGUAUGGAUGCUGCUAGUUUGGAAGUGACACACGUCUGGAAUAUUGAGGUGGGAGACAACAAGGUCUGGGAAGUGGGGGUGCUGAUUAAAGGGCGUCACAAAGCGUAUAAAUGUGGCAUUAGAUUUAGAGAUGGGAAAUACCAAAGGUUUAGUCCACAAGGUGAAUCCUUGGAUCUGCACGUCAAGGACAAACUGCAGAGGAUCAGAUUUUGUGUGGACGCAGACAAAGGAAGACUUUCAUUCCAUGAUCAUCUUACCAACACUCAAGUAGACACAUAUGACAUUCCUUGGAGGUGGUUGUCUGUCAGCAGUAAAGAACUGUACCCUUACUUCAGCACAAACGAUGACAUCCCUCUGAAAAUGCUGGCAAAAUAACUUGUAAAACAUCAGUGAUGUCCUGCUUUUCCACAAAUAUGGAAGUACACUGUAAAUGAACACUGGGAAAUGACACACCAUAGAAGAAGACACCAUCAUGAACAUGUCAUGUGACUUUCCUCAUGUAAACUUGUGUUUUCAGUGAUGAAUCUAUCCAUGAUGCUUUGAUAUUUCCUUCAUUGCAAGAGAUGCUGUUGUACACGUCUUCAUUCUUUAUGUUCAAAUACACAACAAUGGAACUGGACGUCUGGAUGACAUUACGGUGACGGCUAAUUUGAGAUGAAUACAUUUAGUACUUUUAUUCUGUAUAUUCUACCAUUCAAUAAUAUCACAAGAUAAAAUGACUAAAAUAAAUAAAUACAUCAUUUGUGUCCAGUCAUGUUGAAUUGUCACCUUUACAAAUGGAGUCGAUCACGAUCAAAGGGUUGGCGACCCCUGACCUAGCAUGAUAGCGAUAAGUAUUUACAAUGUAUGCCACCAAAAUGGCUAAAAUGCUAACAUCAUAGUCGCUAGCAUCUAGCAUGAUUGCACUAUCAUGUAUCUUUGGAUGUUACCAUGUUAUCAUUUUAGCAUGAUAACAUCAGCAUGUAAAAGUUUUAGCUAUUUUUGUCGCUAUAAACAUACAUGAACACUUAGUGUUAACAUGUGGUGUUAGCAUGCGACCUGUUAGCAUGCAGGCAUUGGAGCGCUGCCAACUAUCCAGUCAGCUACAGACAUGUACUCUGUGAGUUUGAUCAUUUUGUUUUUCAUUAGCAAAUAAGCUAACCUAGCAUGAUGUUGCUGUUAAAA